Messenger RNA from Pungitius pungitius (ninespine stickleback), 540 nucleotides. Its product is annotated as gamma-crystallin M3-like. NCBI's taxonomy places the organism in Eukaryota, Metazoa, Chordata, Actinopteri, Perciformes, Gasterosteidae. Gene Ontology annotation, biological process: lens development in camera-type eye; visual perception. Gene Ontology annotation, molecular function: structural constituent of eye lens. The transcript has 3 exons. The coding region runs from base 1 to 540 and encodes 179 amino acids. The record is from RefSeq and is a predicted model, not a curated record.
AUGGGCAAAAUCGUCUUCUACGAGGAGAAGAACUUCCAGGGUCGCUCCCAUGAGACCAGCAGCGACUGCGCCGAGCUGACUUCUCACCUGAGCCGCUGCAACUCGUGCAGGGUGGAGAGCGGCUGCUUCAUGGUCUACGAGCGCCCCAACUACAUGGGCCACCAGACGCUGGCGAAGAAGGGCGAGUACCCGGACAACCAGCGCCUGAUGGGGAUGACCAUGAGCGACUGCAUCCGUUCCAGCCGCAUGAUCCCCACGCACAGAGGUCCGUUCAAGAUGAGGAUCUAUGAGCGGGAGAACUUCAGAGGUCAGAUGAACGAGGUGAUGGAGGACUGCGACUCCGUCCAGGAGCGCCUCCGCAUGUCCGACUGCCAGUCCGUCAACGUGAUGGACGGCCACUGGCUGAUGUACGAGCAGCCGCAGUACCGAGGCCGGAUGCUGUACCUGAGGCCCGGGGAGUACAGGAGCAUGAGGGACAUGGGAACGGGUCCAAUGGACAUGAAGAUCGGAUCCAUCCGGCGCAUCAUGGACUCCUGUUGA